UCAUCGAAAAUAUCACUUUAAAAAUACUUUUACCCCUUUUAAUUUAAAUUUAAAGGUUAUUACCUCAUUAAUAAGUAUAUCAAUAUGAAUGUCCCUUUAAGCAAAAAACAAAGAUAUAGAGCACGUAAAAAACAGAGACUUUUGGAGCAACGUAAACCUUUUGGUCUUGGUUACCAAGGACCUUUAACAAAGCCACAAUUCCAGCCUUAUACUAUUAUACACGGGAAUAAGAACGUAACUAAUACUAAAGAUAUAGCACAACAAAUUGUAAAGAAAGAAAUCACAAGUGAAGUUAUUGAUAUGAACGCAUCAAUAAAACUUGAACCAGAUUUGACAGAUGAUAAUUCACCAUCAAUACCUCUAGCUCCAACACCAGCACAAAUAACACCACAAGUACUGAAAAAACCUUCACUAAACAUACAAGGAAAAACUCAAGAGAAAUUUAAAAUCAAUCAGAGACAAGAAGAGCAGCCCAACAAUAACCAAAAUAAAGAAGAAAAUGCAACAUUAAAUGAAGAAAAAGUUGAGACACCAAAUGAAAAUCAAAUUGAAGAACAGAAUAAAUCUAUGAAUACAACAGACUCUCAUAUGAAUGAAUCUACAUUGAAUAAUCAAACACAAAAUCAAGACAAACCAGCUAAUGAAGUGAACAGUGGAUCACAGAUACCCGUUUUAAUGAAGCAACCUCUCACCAACAAGAACAAGGCCGACAACAUUUCAAAAAAUCCUGUCCAGACAAUACCAACACUGACUAACCAAUCGGGAAAACCAAAGAAAAUCCCAAAUACACCAAACCCAUCAAUCAAUUACCAGAACAUCCAUCAUGUUCCGUGUCCACCAAUGUUGAAUCCCGGUCAAUACCCUGCAGCCAAUUUAGAAAUGCUAUAUCACAGCAUCUAUGCUGCAGAAUCCGGUAUACCUAGAAGUGCAUUUCCGAGUGGAGUCCCGAUGUCGUUUUUGUUGCAACAACCAAACUUUGGAGCGAUCCAACCGCAGUUUACAGGUUACAGGCCCAUCAAUCCAGGUCUUCUACCCCAUAUAAUGCCAAUGCACGACCAAAGAACGAACCAACCGACAUUUUCUCAACCGCAAAUUUAUAUAGACAGUAAUUUCCCAACAAACACAUCGACUUAUGUCAAUGAAGUUCCACUUACAGUACCAUCUCAACCUUAUUCACCUUCUGAUCUCUUCACCGAAGAUGGUGAAGCAAGUAAACCUAAUGAAGAGGGACGCGAAAGUUCAUCUCCGGAUUUAUGUAAAGUAGGUCAGAGACGUCUGAGUGCGUUUGAGCGGCUCGGACCACUCACUCAGCCUAAGAAACCAAAGCUGACUAUUAAUCUUAGCUUCAACAAAGAACAAGCCAUCAGGGAAGUAGUGGGUGAAGAUGAAAGUAAUAAAUAUGUCCCCGUUCAUAUGAGAGAAGAUAUAAUCAACAGUUCUGAUGAAGUUGUGACGACGCAUUUAGGAAAUUGGCCGUGGAAGAAUCCCAUUGUUGUUAGGAAAAGUGUCGGCGCUAGAGCUUCUAAGAGUGCGAUGAUAAUGGAACAGGAACAAAUGGAAGAGGUUUAUGAGAGAGGGAAUAUAUUUAUUCAAUUAACAGUCAAAGGAUAUCCUAACACGUGGAGUAAAGAAGACGUAUUGGAUACUUUGCUGGAGAAUCUUAAAGGCAAGUGCUUUGUGCCUUGCUUCAUAGAGUUCACACCAACGGAAUGCAAGUUCCUCGUGAUAAGAUCUCGUCCAGCGCUGGUCGCUAUCCACAAGCUGGGCUUCACCGCGCGUAAGGAUGACGUCAUUCUCCACAUCACCAUAUACGACAUCGACCUUGACAUUAAGACGAUCAACUUCCUGCCAAAGAUAGUUCUCAGGUAUUUAGUAAUGCGAGGUCUAGAAAAUGAUACUAAAUUGAAUCUGCAAGAAUUUACAUUACAACCAGAUGUUAGCCAUUUUAUUUACUAUCCACUUAAUCGUACAAGCAACCAAAUUGGUAUCAUAGAUUUGCACGUCGCAAUUGUGUGGAACAAUCUCACACAUCUUGUUUUGUCUCACAAUAGAAUGACCUCUAUAGAAGGUUUCGAUCUUCAACAUACAACACCGUUACUGCAAUACUUAGACAUAUCAUAUAAUAACAUAGAAAGAAUUACAGUAUUAUUAAACUGUAGGAAGCUACCACUAAGGUCGCUUACACUGGAGGGGAACCCCCUUUGUACGGACUAUAGAGACCCAACGGAUUAUGUUAAAGUUGCAAAAAUGCUGUUUCCUAUGUUACUAGAAUUAGAUGGAAUAAAAAUUCCGAUCAAUGGCGAUUUGCCAAAGAUAUACAAAAAUUACUGCGAUAUCGAGGCUAAGGAACUAGUUGAUAAAUUUCUUCAGACUUACUUCCCUAUUCUGGACAUGCCGCCACACGAGAGAGAUUUAACUGGAGACAUGUAUGAUACUAACGCCAUUUUAUCUUUCACUUCUAAAUCUUCUUUAUUAAGUAUGACGGCAUGGCGUAGAAACCGUGCUUUAUUCUUUUUCAACCGUCAAACGGAUGAUAUGAUCGGCGGAUGUAUUUCAACUGUUAAGAAAAUAGUUAAAUUUAUGAAGAAAUUGCCGAAUUUGCAACAUGAUCCUACAACAUUUACCGUAGACGUCUUGUCACAUUCCAAUACGUCAACAAUUAUCACCAUAAGUGGGAUAUUAAAAAUAACAACAGACAGUUUAGCGGAAGAUGAAAAUAUGAUAGCGUUCAACAAGACGGUACUUCUCCAUACAAAUGACGGCGUCGAAUACAAAAUACAUAAUGAUUUGUUGCACUGGGACCUUCCAUCACAGGAAUACCUCAAGCAGGCGUUUACGAAGACAGCCGUUCCGUUAUCAAAGAAAACUUUAAGUGUAACAUUGGAUACUCCGCCCAACACAAACACGAAGGAUCAGCUCGUGAAUAUUUUUAUGAAUUUAACCGAGUUGGAUAAACCGCAUAGUGAAAGGUAUCUGGCGGAGAAAGACUGGAAUAUUAAAGAAGCUUUGCAAUACUUUACUGAGAUAGUCAAAUUGAAUCCAACUACCAUGAACCAUACAUCAUCAAGUGAAUUGGUCACAUAAGAAAAAAAAACUAAAUUUAUAGUAUAGUAUUAUUGUAAGAACACAAUUUAAAACUAAAGUGUUCUGGAAUUAAGGUCUUCAGAAUAAUACCGACAAACACAGUUCAGAAACGGUCUUUCUUUCUCUACUUUUUAUGAUGAUGGUGGUUUAAUUUAUUGGAGAAUUAACAAUAUGUGUCAUAUGCUCUUCAGCCACUUUUAUGAGUCGAGGUAGGCUCUCUCUAAAAACUUAUUUUAAGGAUUAAUUUUCUUUAAGCGUUUUAUAUACUGUCACAUUCUUAUCUAAUUAU
Molecule: messenger RNA, 3373 nt
Organism: Papilio xuthus (Asian swallowtail)
Lineage: Eukaryota; Metazoa; Arthropoda; Insecta; Lepidoptera; Papilionidae
Exons: 20
Coding region: 85-3084 (999 amino acids)
Biological process (GO): poly(A)+ mRNA export from nucleus
Cellular component (GO): nucleus
Molecular function (GO): protein binding; RNA binding
Source: RefSeq, a predicted model, not a curated record